Messenger RNA from Penicillium cosmopolitanum, 447 nucleotides. RefSeq lists its product as uncharacterized. The record is from RefSeq and is a predicted model, not a curated record. The transcript has a single exon. Bases 1 to 447 code for a protein of 148 amino acids. Lineage: Eukaryota; Fungi; Ascomycota; Eurotiomycetes; Eurotiales; Aspergillaceae.
AUGCGUUUCGUUCCUAUCCUCGUCGCCUCUUUGGCAAGUCUCUCUCUGGCUGCCCCAGCACCUGCUAAGCGCCAGGAGCCCAGCUCCGACCCGCUCAGCUUGGGCCCAACUGUAGAGGAUGUCACGAACCAAGUCAGUGGCCUCGUCGGCUCGAUUCUCAAGCGCCAGGAACCCAGCUCAGAUCCCCUCAGCUUGGGCCCUACCGUCGAAGACCUCACAAAUCAAGUGAGCGGCCUCGUUGGUUCCAUCCUCAAGCGUCAGGAGACCAGUUCGGAUCCUCUUAGCCUGGGUCCAACUGUGGAGGAUGUCACAAACCAAGUCAGCGGGCUCGUCGGCUCAAUCCUCAAGCGCCAGGAAAGCAGUUCGGACCCGCUUAGCCUUGGUCCCACCGUGGAGGACGUCACGAACCAAGUCAGUGGCCUCCUAGGGGCCCCGUCUUCCAACUAA